Molecule: messenger RNA, 6774 nt
Organism: Brugia malayi
Lineage: Eukaryota; Metazoa; Nematoda; Chromadorea; Rhabditida; Onchocercidae
Exons: 32
Coding region: 1-6774 (2257 amino acids)
Source: RefSeq, a predicted model, not a curated record
AUGGCAGCAACAUUAACCACGUGUUCACAAUGUGUUACUUAUAACGAACAGCUGAAUAGCAAAGCAAACGAAAUUAAGAGUCUGCAAGAACAUGUUCUAAAACUAGCUCAUAAGCUGCAGGAUGAAAGCAGAAGGAAGGAAGAAGUGCAGGAACGCCUGAACGACAAGCUAAUCAGGCUCAAUGAUUAUGCCAUCAAAAUUAGGAGUCUUGAGGAACAGUUGCAGUCAGCAACCGAUCGUCGUCCGAUCAAUGAACUCUCUCGCGCUGAAGUUGAUAGUAUCAUUGGUCGAGACCUAGAGCGGAUUCACUCACAACUAACCGAAAAGGAUAUGAAAAUAAUGGCAUUGAAUGAUACGAUACUUGAAAAAGAAGGGCAAAUUAUUGAACUACAAGAAAUGUGUCGUGAACAGGGAGAACUUGUACGAGCGAAAGCUAAAGCUUUCCAGAUCAUACAGCAAAAACUGCUGGAUUUUGGCACACGAACGACACGCGAAGAUUCCACAGAAACUGAAGCUGCGUAUGUUUUUGAGUCCUCAUUUACUUCACUGUCGUCAUCGCAACAACUACUGAAGGAGCAACAUCACUAUGAUUCCUUUUCGCCAGGACAUGCUGUUAUACAUUUUAAAACAGGUAGUUCAGCUUCACCUCCACCAAUUGAUCCAAGUGAGGAAUGCAGUUCAGUAACCCACGAUAACGGCAACAUACAGGACGACCUUGAUACUGACGAUAUAGGCUGUGCGUCCGCUUUGUACAAAAAGAAACACAGGAAGAAAGUGACUUUCGACUUGUCACCUCCUAAAGAAUUCAGAAGUGGUAUUGGUCAAGAAGAAAGCGAUAUUACACAAGCAUUUAUUGAUGUAACAGUUGAGAAUGACCAGUUGCGACAAACAAUCCAAGAAAUGGAGAAGUGUGCUAGUGAUUCACAGAAUGAUUUGAGUCAGCUCCAAGCACAAUUAGAUGAAAUGCGUCGGGAUAGCCGGAAUCAAGUUCUGAAAGCUCGUGCUUCUAUGCAGGGAAAAAUUCGCGAUUUGGAAGAUAAAAUUUCUACAAUAAACGCAGAAAAUGCCAAUAAGGUCGAAUAUUUGAAUGCAAGUAUCGAAACACUUCGAGCUGAUCGUGAAUGGACACUGAAAGAAAAUGCUCACCUUCUGAAACUUCUUGGUUCCUACAAACAAAAGUUGAGUGAUGCUUGGGAAACACUGGAUGCAGGACAAGAGGUAAGCAAGAAACUUCGUUCGAAGUUGAAUGAUGAUCGAGCUUUGAUUGUUCAGUUGGCUGAUGAUUUGGAAGAAGCACAGCAAACAGCGAAUAUUUUAUUAGAGCAAAAAAUAUCUGUUCUUGAUGAUGUUGAACGAUUAAAAGAAGCUUUAGAAGCUCAAGAUCAAUAUAUUGAAUUGCUGGAAAAAGAUACAAUGAUAUACGAAGAGCAUGUCGGCUUGUUAAGAGAUUCGUUGGGUGCUUCGAAAGCGGAACGAAAAGCUCUGAUAAAAUCAAAGGCUUAUGAAGCAAAACUAAAAGCGCUAGAGCAAGAAAAAGAACAAAUGAAUCGAAGAAGCAAUGGCAAGAAAUUGCACAUAAAAGCUUUAAGUCUAAAAAUCAAUUCACUGGAAGCAGAGAAGGCCCUUCUAAUAACUCGAAACGAUGAGCUCGAAUCUCGACUGAUCCAGUUAGGCCAAAAUCUUUCGAUUGCAUCCGUUAUUGCUUCAAGUGCUACUGUCACUCCUUGUACGGUAGAAUCUGUUUCAAACUUGGUCAGUUCAGGAAGUGCUUUCAAACCAGUACACACCCAAACGAUGAUGCAGAGACUAAAUAAUGGAAGGCAGUCAGCUGCGGAAGCUUUACGUUGGCCAGUGUUAGAAAAUGUCGCGGCUGCAUAUGGGCAUCAAUACAAUGAGAAUCUGGUAAAUAAUAUGCAAAUUGAAUUGGAUAUAGCUCGUGAAGAAUGCUCUUUGGUACAAGAGAAGAUUGUUAAGAUGGGUUGCAUUAAUUCUGAGUUGGAGCAUCAAUUAAUAAAUGCUAAAGAAAGUUUGGAAAAAGCUGAAAUGCGAGCUCGGCAAGCUGAGGAACAAGUUGGAGAGUUUUGUCGAAAUUGUUCGCGGCAAGAAGAAUAUCAAAAAUCAUUGCAGUCUGAAUUCUUAGUUAAAUACAGUGCCAUAGAGAGAGAAGUAAAUGAUCUUAAGGAAGAACUAGCUUUAAAAAAUGAACAGCUGAAUGGUAGGAUGAUCGAAAAUAAUAAACGAAAUGAAGAAAUGAGGCAGUGGCGAUUUGCUAUGGAUGAAAUGGAAACCGUUCAUAUGGAAAUAAAAAUGUUGGAAAAACAGUUAAAUGAUGAAAAAGCAUCAAUGGAGUCAAAGUGGGCAGAAGUACGAACAAUAUUGCUAGAACGGAAAGGAGACAUAUCGCGGAAAACUUCAGAUGCAGAAUCAGUUGCUGAUGGAGAACAAUGUUCCAUUAAUCAGCUCAAGCAAAUGAUGGAUACAAUCAAUGAUUUGAAAAAUACCGUCGAUAAACAGGCCAAACAGCUUGAACGUAAUAAGACAGAAAAACGGAAGUUCAAAGCAGUUAUUCGGCAAUUGCAAGCCGAUAAAAAAGCUCUAGUAGCAUCUUCAGCGAUGAAAAAUGAUGAAGAACAAUAUUUGGUUCACGAGGCACAAAUCAUUGGUCUACAAAAACAACUAGAUUUCAUGGAUCGUGAAAUGACUCUUCUCUUUACUUUAAACAGUUCAAAAGAUGUUUUAAUUCAGACACUAAGAGCUGAGCUUGAAGGAAUUUAUUCUACAGAGCCCAAAUUGUCAGAUUUAAGAUCUAAAAGCGAUAGAAAAGAGGAUGAUUGUAUUGAGCACUUACAAGCGCAGGUUAAAAAUACGAAUCAGGAAGAAUCUGGACGUCUAAAUUUGCUGAAAAAAAGCAAUACUGAAUUGCAAAGGCUACAGGUGCAUACACAACAACUACAAGUGGGAUAUGAUCGAUUUCAGUUACAGCUUCAGUUAUCUCCAGAACGAAAUUUAGAUGCCAUGUCUUCAAAUAAAGGCACUUAUCAGCGUGCUCAACUGCAACAAGCGCAACAACAGAUGGAAUUUAAUAACAGUGAAGCGGUAGAUUUAUCGAUGGCUGCAAAAUUGGCUCAUGGUGAAGCUAACAAAGAUAUAGAGAUGAGAACACAAAUGGAAAGAUUGACUGAAGCUGUGCAGCAGAAAGAUACCGAACUACAAAAAAUGUUGAACGAGAACGAAGCACUAAAAAUAAAAUGCAUUGAAUCGACGGCAGCGUUGGAUUUACUGAGUAGUAAAUUGGAACGUCGAAGUCAAGAGAAAGAUGCCAUUAUCGAAAUGCUACAGUCGCAACAUACUUAUUUAACUCAAACCAUAUUACUCAAUCAAAAAAGUGAAGAACAGUUAACGACUCCGCUAACACUAUCACAAAGCAUAAAAACAGAUACUGAACCAAAAUGUAUUGUGCAGGAUGCAUCCACGAUUAUGGAAGAAGCUGAAAGUCGUCCUUUUCUAUUUAUGCAACAUCGCGAAACACAAACAAGAGGUGAUUUUCAUUUUUCUGAAACUCCAGAAACAAGCCACAAGUCAACUUCAAGGUGCAUCGAAAAAUCAGACCAAAUACGCGAUAACUUGACAGAUGAUAUCAGACAGUUAAUGAUUCUGAAUGCGGAACUAGAAACUGCUGUUGAAGUUCUCAAAGGUGAAAUCUGGGCCCUUAAUGAACAACUAAAAAGGUCAUUAAUUGAUCGAGAAGACUUGUCGGAGAAAUUGUGCAAGCUUUCACAACGCCAUGAGGAAGAAAUUGAGCGCGCUCGUGAACGGGAACGUGACUUGGAGGAGCAAAAGGAUUUGGCUGAAAGAAGCCAACGACAAGCUGCUUUGGCCGAAAAUGAAAGUAAUCGUCGUUUGGUUGAAUGGCAGGAAAAGAGCGCACAAAUGGAAAACAGUCGCAUAGAGCUUGAAAAUGCGUAUGCGAAGCUAUCGGAAUACUAUCAGCAAUUGCAACAAGCUUACAAUGCUUUGUAUGCCCGAUCAAAUGCAUGUAAGGUUGACAGCAAUACACAGACAGCAAUGGAUAGCAAUACUUUCAAAAUUAGCGAGAAAUUUGCUGAGACGAUCGAAUAUUGGAAAAGCGAACUUACACAGCGCGAAGCAGAAUUGAAAGGACAGGCAGUACAAUUGAAGCAUGUUCAAGAUUUACUUCGGAAUCAUCUUCAUAUAAUUCUGAAGAAUGUCAGAGAUUUGCGAGAAAUGAGUUUGAAAUUGACAAAGAACAUUAUUAUGGAGAGUGUACAGACAGUCCGAGCUCAACUACACGAAGCUUUGAAAGAAGUUCUUUCAUAUGUUGAGGAAGUUAUCGUCAAAUUGUGUAAAGAGAAAGAAUUAAAAGAUGCCGAAAUCACUGUAGCAAUGCAGCAUCUUAUGAAUGACACACUAACAGAAAACAUCUUACAAACACGAAAUUCGUCGUUGUCAAUGGUUUUUGACGCUAUCAACAAGAAAUUUACAGAGAUGAAAUCUGAAAACACAACUUUGGGAAAUGAUUUAUGGAAUGAAAGGAGUGAUAAAGAAGCUUUGGAAAUGAAAGCACAGCAGAGUAUUUCGGAAAAAGACGUGUUGGAAUCAAAAAUUAAACAGUUGGAAGAUCUGCUUCAAAUAACACAGUUUUCAUUAGCCGAACACGUCAUCAAAUGUCAACAGCUUCAAGCUGAACUUGAUGUGCUUGGCUCAGCAACGAGCAGUCCAACAGCAGUAAAAUGUGGUAGUAGUAGUAGUGAUCCAUGGAACUGUUCCACACCAUGUACGAUUUGUCGUGAGCUGAGGCAAACCGAACAAUCAGCUCCAACACCGCAACUACAGUUAGCCAUUUUAGCGGCUCGCUUGACAACCAAAAUAGCCGAUAAUGAUGCUUUAUUCCGGUGCAAUGCUGAACUCACCCAAACAAACUUGAGACUGCAGAAUGAGGUGAGCGAGUUGAAAGAGCAGAUGACUAAGCACAUCACAUCUUCCAGCAACACUCUUAUCUCAGCUAUCAGCCAGCAAUCACUACUUCAACAACAGUAUAUCCCAAAACAGUUUUCGAAUCAAUCAUCGGAACAGAAAGUGAUGCAUAGAGAAGAAAAGGAAUGGAAAUGGGAAGCAGAAGAUCUUGGUGCAGAGUUAGUCAGUAAUUCGGGAUACCAAGUUACUCCCUACAAACCUUUAUUGAAUCAACAGAUUACUAAAUUAACGAUGACGAAUGAAAUCCAAGUACUAGGUCUGACAGAGCUAACAUCCCAAGAAGAAGAUAAAGAAAGUUUGAAAAAGGAGUUCAAUGUAACACGCGAGUACAGCGUAGAAGUUGAAGAGAGAAAUAAAGCUGGAAGAUUGGGUAAUUGUUCAGAAAUUACCGAGGAUUAUUGUUUGGAAUAUGAAAAUAAAAUGGAGCAGCUUAAGGACUGUGGAAUAGAGACAGAACAGCACGGAGAUGCCAGACAUCAGCAGAAAUUGGAAGUAAGUGGAACUACUACUAUUGACGAAUUAUUGUCACUGAAAAGCUACAAUGUUCAGUUAGCGGGGUUUGUGAAAAAUGAAGAACAGGAACUGGAAGAACUGGGGAAAGGAUUACAGGGUACAGGAACGCGGUUAGGAAGUGAAGGAAUACAAUGCGAAUUGUUUUGGGCAGGGUUCACUGAGGGAUUAGAGGAGCAGAAAGAGGUUGCGAAGGGAAAAUUGAAAGAGAAUGAACAUGAAGCAAAGGAGAAGGAUUGGAUUUCGGGUGGCACGCCGGAACAACAAUUUCAAACUUUGCUCUUUAAGCAGGAUAUCCUUCCGGAUGGUGUUGUUGAGGGAAAUAGAAUACAGAAAUUAGAACAACAUCAAGAAAGGGAAAUUGAGAUGCAAGAACUUGAGAACAGGUCUCUGAACCUGCAGUUGAGAUCACAACAACAAGUGAUUGAAGAGUUAGGGAAGAAGCUCAAUGUGGCACAAGAAUAUAACGUGGUACUGGAAGAGAAAACUUUAAGUAUGGAACAAAAAAUCAUUGAUCUGAAGAAAAUGUGCGAAGAACUGUUGGUCGAGAAAGGCAGGUUAGCAGAAGAAGUGAAAAAUGAAAUAAAAACAAAGUUGCACAAAGAAAUUACCCUACUUAAAAAGGAGAAUGAAAGUCUGGUUGUAGAGUUAGCCAAAAAGCGAGCUUCCCAUAAUGAAGAGAAAAGAAGCAUGAAAGCUGAAUUAGCAAAUCGCGAAAUUAUCUUGAAAGAGUUGAAAACAGAAAUGGAACAUACACAGGGAGAAAGUGUUGAUAUGCAACGACAACUAGACAGUUAUAAUGCGCAAAUGGAAAAUGAAUCUAAUCAGGACCUACAUCAACAGUUAGUCGAAGCACAGAGAAAAGUAGUGGAACUGGAGAGCAGACUGAAUGAAGUGGUGGAGCAGAACAGAUUAUUGAAAAAUAGUGAACAAAAACUAAUGGAUGCUCUUAUGGUUUCCAACAAAUCUGGACCUAAUCUGCAGACUUCGUUAUUAAAAACGGCGAAAAUAAUCAAAAAUAGGGGUCGUGUGGGGAAACCAAUGAUGCAUGAUGGGAAUACAGUGGUCGAAGUGCACGGUAAGGUUGGAACAAGUUCGACAACGAUGCAACUACUUGAUAAUCCUGUGAUCACCGAUGAUUACUGUCCGGUGCAAAAGAAGCCUUUCGAACCAGCAUUACAAAGGACGACUCACUAUUUCCACGAAAUGAAUGUUGAUAAGUUGCGGCGGCGAAAAGGUGGUGGAUUUCAGGGUGCUGAGAAGACAUAA